ACUACACUCGCUUGAACGGAUCGGUAAAUACCAACCCAAAAUGGUAAAUACCAUUUCCAUUUGGUUAUCCGCUUGAAUUUGAUUUAUGAUGCAUAUUUUCGUGUACUAGUGUUGUUCAACAUAAGAAAAACAUAACACUGAUAUGAAUCGCAAUAAGGAUUUUAAUCGGGGAUUAGUAAUUUGCUUAUUCCAAUAGAUAUGUCGCAGAUAGAAUCUGCAACAAUAAAACAAUUGAUUUUGAACUCUGCCAAACCAUUGCUGUUCAAAAACAUGUUAAACUGGCCAAUUAUGCAGUGGUCUCUUCAGGACUGGACAGAUGCAUUGAAAGAGGAGAAAAUGACCUUUAGACGCGGCGACUUAAAAAGAGCUCAAGAUCCACAUACUACAGAAUUAAUUCAAGGAGACAUUAUAUAUUUCAUGAAGCAUUUAAAUGAUGAAGACAAAUGGUUGUAUUUUGACUAUAAACAUCUCCAGGAAUAUUUAAUAAAUGUCAAAGAAAUAAGAGAUGUAAGUCUAAACUGUAUAUCCAUUAUUUUAAUGAAUCUUGUUGGUUCUGAACUUUCCCUAAGAAAAUACAGGCAUAAGGGAUCCAAUACUUGCAGGCCUUUCACAAGAUUAUGAAAUGUAAAAAAGAGAUACAACUGGAAGAUUCCACCAUUUGGAUAGGAUCUAAAGGUGCCCACACCCCUUGUCAUCAAGACACGUAUGGCUUCAAUUUAGUACAUCAAAUAUAUGGAAGGAAGCUCUGGUUACUGUUUCCUCCAGAUGUAAACCUGUACCCUACCAGAAUACCUUAUGAGGAAUCUAGUAUAUUUUCAAAACUGAAUUUUUUCAGCCCAACAGUUGAAAAAUUCAAGAAUGUGGGCAAUUGCCAUAAGGUUAUUUUAGGUCCUGGAGAUGUACUAUUUGUUCCACACAAGUGGUGGCACUAUGUAGAGAACCUUGAGACUGCUAUCAGCAUUAACACUUGGAUUCCAAUGGAAGAAGACAACAGUGAAAGAUUGGAAGAAUCUAUAGUUCAGUUUUUGGUGAAGUUAUUGAUUGAUAGUGAUAUUUUUGAUGAAACAACAAGAAAAGUUGUGAUGAAUCCAAAUAUGGAAGAUGAAUUAUCAUAUAGUACAGCAAGUAAAUCUUUAAAUAUACUAGAUGAAACCAGGAAGAUAUGUUUGGGGAUAAGUAAAAAAACAUGGAAAACUGAUAGUACUACAAGUGAAACUAAAAUAUUCUACAGAAAUGAUGAUGAAUUAUCACAAAUAUUUGAUAAUGUAACAAAUAUUCCUAGAAUAUCUAAUGAAGAAUUCUAUAUGUUUUUACUUAAUCAAAAUAGUAGAUUUUCUGGGAGUGAAAUUAUAGAGCUGCCUCAUGUAUGCAAUGGAACACUAACUGAUACAAUGGAUGCUAUAUUAGACCCUGAGGUCAUCACAUUGAUCAAGGAAAAAGUUUUGGCAAAACAAGAAGGUAUCUGAGACGAAAAGAUCAUCUAGGCUUGUCAUUUCAAUCACUGAACCAUAAGGAUUAAAUUCUAGGAAAUGUGUCGAUACUGUUAUGAUUUGAUAGCAUCAUUAAAUUAGAAAGAAUCAAAAAUUUUUUAUGGAUAGUCAGUUCUGCAAAUCAGUUUAGUAAUGUAUACUCGGAAAAAUGGUAUAUUUUUGGAUUGAAAAAUAAAAAAAUCACAAAUAAAAACAAUAAAAUGAUGUUACA
This is a messenger RNA of Acanthoscelides obtectus, 1701 nucleotides long. The record is from the annotation of a GenBank genome assembly. Lineage: Eukaryota; Metazoa; Arthropoda; Insecta; Coleoptera; Chrysomelidae.